UAGUGCAUUGUUGAGUAGCUCGCGAAGAAUUAUUUUUGAUUGCGAAUGAUAUGGCUAAAUAAGUAUCGUAUAUGUCCAUAAACUGAAUCAGAAUAUUAAUGUGGAGGGGAAAUAGAGUUGGAUAAAGUGAGAUGGUUCUAGUAAUAGCCCCGGUUUGGUGCGGCAAUGAAACCUGGAGAUGGGCAUUGGUCAAGUCAGUGACCAGCACGUCAAGUCUGACAAGUCAGUAAUGAAUUUUUUCCGUGUAGGGCCUAUUUAUGGGAGACCUUAGGUUGCUUGAGUUAGACAGCAUGUGAUGAAACAUGAGUGCCUCAAGGAGUUUCUCUGUAGCCUCACUGUAUGUUCAUUGGCCGUACUGCAAGCGGAGAUGCACUUACUGCAAUUUCAACAAAUAUGUGAGCAAGUUCGUGGACCAUGAGCGGAUGCGAAGGUGUCUGGUGCGAGAGCUGAAAACUGUACUGGGCCUGUCCGGAGUCAGCUCUGUGUCCUCUGUCUUCUUUGGUGGAGGAACACCGAGUCUCGCAGAACCGAGAACAAUAGAGUCGGUGUUGACCGCAGUGAGGCAAACAACGGCAAUGGCCGAAGAUGCAGAGGUCAGUAUGGAGGUCAACCCUACAGCCCUGGAGAUUGACAAACUCAAAGAAUUUCACCUUGCUGGAGUGAACCGAGUGUCCAUUGGGGUUCAAACCUUGGACGGAAGAGGUUUGGCCAUCCUUGGCCGAGAUCAUUCAGCACAGGAUAGUCUGAGGUGCUUGGAGGCUGCUAAAAAGCUGUUCCCAAACCAGGUGUCUGUUGAUUUAAUAUUUGGCUGGCCGGGUCAAGAUGUGGAGAUGUGGCAACGAGAACUGAACCACAUUCUCGGUGUGUGUGACAAGCACAUCUCACUGUACCAGCUGACACUGGAGCGAGGGACGCAGCUCUUUAAACUUGUGCAGUCAGGGCAAGCAAGUGUUCCUAAUGACCAACACAUGGAGGAGAUGUACCUGCAAGCUGUUCAAAUUUUGGCUGACAACGGAUUUGAAAGAUAUGAAGUCUCUAAUUUUGCCAGAGAGGGCUGCUAUGGUCAACACAAUUUGUCUUACUGGACCGGUCGGCCGUACAUUGGCAUUGGACCAGGAGCCCAUGGCAGAUUCAGGCCAGGCGACCGACAGCUGCAUGAGGCUCGAGUCCAGACGUUGGAGCCACCUGACUGGAUGUGGGAGGUGGAAAAAUUUGGGCACGCCACCAGAAAAGCUACACCUCUGUCUGUCAUACAACAACUGGAGGAACUUUUGAUUGUUGGCCUGCGGACAAAAUGGGGCAUCUCCAACCAGAUGUGGCAGUCAGUUAGCCCUGAGACUAACAUGAUGGAAAUACUUGCAGAGUCAAUGGAAAUUCAGCAGCAUUUUCAAAAUGGCUUAUUAGAGUUGGACAAAAUAGGCCUGCGAGCUACGAGUGCAGGGAUGAAUGUACUGGACAGUAUUUUGCCAGACUUGCUGAAUGCCCUGGACUCACACCACACAGCACAUACCUCACCGUUCGCCCAGGACCCAACGUGACAGUUACUUGAGUUAGCAGCACAUAGUUCACAUAGCUCACCACUAGCCCAGGACCCGACGUGACAGUUAGCAGCACAUAGUUCACAUACCUCACCACUAGCCCAGGACCCAACGUGACAGUUAGCAGCACAUUCGCCGUUUUUAUCUGGCUGUGUUCAUAUUGACUCUUUAACUUUUAACGACCAAACUUGUCAUUCUGCUGCAUCAAUCUCUGCUAAAAUGUCAAAUUGCCACUUCUUCCCAAUUCAUAUGAAUCUGCAUAUUAUAUUAUGAAUGGGAUAUUUUGCCUGAAAUAAAUGAGCAUUGGUUAAAUCCCACACAA
Aplysia californica (California sea hare) is the source of this 1860-nucleotide messenger RNA. RefSeq names its product radical S-adenosyl methionine domain-containing protein 1, mitochondrial. NCBI's taxonomy places the organism in Eukaryota, Metazoa, Mollusca, Gastropoda, Aplysiida, Aplysiidae. Gene Ontology annotation, molecular function: coproporphyrinogen oxidase activity; 4 iron, 4 sulfur cluster binding. The transcript has 15 exons. Bases 303 to 1538 code for a protein of 411 amino acids. Gene Ontology annotation, cellular component: cytoplasm. The record is from RefSeq and is a predicted model, not a curated record. Gene Ontology annotation, biological process: porphyrin-containing compound biosynthetic process.